Manduca sexta (tobacco hornworm) is the source of this 3464-nucleotide messenger RNA. It is a transcript of the gene Hexo2, whose product is annotated as chitooligosaccharidolytic beta-N-acetylglucosaminidase. NCBI's taxonomy places the organism in Eukaryota, Metazoa, Arthropoda, Insecta, Lepidoptera, Sphingidae. Gene Ontology annotation, biological process: carbohydrate metabolic process; glycosaminoglycan metabolic process; ganglioside catabolic process. Gene Ontology annotation, cellular component: membrane. Gene Ontology annotation, molecular function: beta-N-acetylhexosaminidase activity. Bases 276 to 2108 code for a protein of 610 amino acids. The transcript has 10 exons. The record is from RefSeq and is a predicted model, not a curated record.
GCACCGGGCCGGUUUAGCUCCCGCGCCUUGUUUCAACUUUGAAACGAUAAAUAAAAACAAAAAUUGUUGGCGCGGUCAACUUAAAUCUUCAUAUUGUAAAUAAGCAGUUUCGUUUCACUUGUAACGAAAAUACCAAUAAACAUUUCGAAAUACCGAUCAUGAUACCAGUUGAGUGUAGUUUAAGUUAAGUUCAAAUCUUGCCGAGUAGGAAAGUGAGUGCAGACUACCUGACUACACAUCCUCGACCGUGAAGUUAUUUGCCACUUUCAUUCGAGAUGGCGUACCGUUGGAUUCUGUUGCUUACGGUGGCAUUGCAUAUGGUCAAGAGCAAUGAAGACAAGCCUGUGAACGAUGUGAUACCUCAUAUUUAUGAACCUUCGUGGAUGUACAAAUGCGUGCCGGACCAAGGAUGUGAGAGGACGGAGCACCCUCACCCGCUCGUCAUGGGCAACAUCACUGCACAGAUGUUCGGGAGUCUAGACGUCUGCAGGACUGUUUGUGGUCGCUUCGGAGGACUCUGGCCACGGCCCGUCACUGCUGCCCUGAGCUCACAGACUGUUAGGAUCCAUCCUAAUUAUCUGAGGUUCGACUUAGUGGAUGUGCCAGCAGAGUCUCGCGAUCUCCUCGUUCAAAUGACGAAGCUUGUUGGAGACAACCUGCUCGCCGAAUGCGGAGGCAACGUCACCGAGAUUGUAGAGACGCCUAUCGUCGUCUACAUCUCAGUGAAGACUGCUGUCACCUCGCUUGUUUGGGACACUGACGAGCACUACAUGCUUGAUGUUCAGACCAAAGAGGAAGAAAUAGCUGUCCACGUGGUUGCAGAUACGGUAUUCGGAGCUCGUCACGCAUUCGAAACAUUUACUCAGCUAGCUUCCCCCGAAAGAUUAGACGAUGGAGAAGGGAAUAGAUGUGGUCUCCGCCUGGUGUCGGGAGCUAAAAUUCGCGACCGACCAGUGUACAAGCAUAGAGGUUUUGUCAUGGAUAGUUCUAGACACUUCAUACCCAUGGCGGAUAUUAAGAGGACGAUAGAUGGGCUUGCAGCUACUAAAAUGAAUGUUUUCCAUUGGCACGUGACUGAUUCCCACAGCUUCCCGUUGGAGUCAAGUAGAGUGCCACAGUUUACGAGAUACGGUGCUUACUCUGCAAAGGAGAUAUACACGACGGAAGAAGUAAGAGAAUUGAUCGAAUACGCCAAAGUUCGAGGAGUCCGCGUAGUCAUAGAAAUUGAUGCGCCUGCGCAUGCCGGCAACGGCUGGCAAUGGGGCAAGGAGUAUGGGUUUGGUGACCUAGCGGUGUGUGUUAACGUUUACCCAUGGCGUCCGUACUGCAUUGAACCUCCGUGUGGACAGCUGAAUCCCGCCAACCCGGCCAUGUACCGCGUCCUGCGGGACCUCUAUCGGGACAUCGCUGAGACCAUGACAAAGCCGCCGCUGCUGCAUAUGGGAGGAGACGAGGUAUUCCUAAACUGCUGGAACUCUAGCGAAGAGAUAGUGACGUACAUGAAGAAUAAGGGCUGGGAUACGACCGACGAAGGUUUCCUGAAGCUAUGGGGCGAGUUCCAUGAGAAGGCUCUUCAGAUUUGGGACGAGGAGGUCCACGCCGCCGGUGCUGGCGAUCCGCAACCCGUGAUGUUGUGGUCUUCAGAGUUGACGCAACCACAGAGGAUACAGCGGUUCUUGGACAAGAACAGAUACAUCAUCGAAGUGUGGGAAGUCAUCACCAGUCCGUUACUAUCCCAGCUCCUCAGACUGGGGUACCGCGUGGUAUCAGUACCGAAAGACAUCUGGUACCUAGACCACGGUACCUGGGGCGUCACCAAGUACUCCAACUGGAGGAGGAUGUACUCCCACAAGCUGCCAACGGAGGACGGCGUGAUUGGAGGAGAAGUUGCCAUGUGGACUGAAUACUGUGAUUCGCAAGUACUAGACACGCGCGUGUGGCCGCGGACUGCCGCAGUGGGCGAGCGGUUAUGGGCCAACCCCAACACGGACGUGUACUCGGCCGAGCCGCGCCUGCAGCGGCACCGCGCGCGCCUCAUCGCGCGGGGCAUCAAACCCGACGCCAUGGCGCCCGCCUGGUGCGAGCAACACGAGUCGCGCUGUUAUUGAUACUUCAAAACCAAAACUGAUUUCUUCACGGCCUUUAAUAUACGAUCCCAAAACUUCGGACAAGAAUGACAUUGACGCGUAAUUAUUAAUUAACUUGUCAAUAAAACUUAACCUCGUAUGUCUUAGCGUGUAAGUGUCAGUACUUUGUAAUUCAAAGUUCUGUACGCUGUUGCUACUGUUUACGGGCGAUUGUAUGGUUUAACAUCAGGCAAACGGCGAGCUAAUCUCGUCAUUUAACUGUGUUAAAAGAACAUAUAUAAAAGAACAUAUCGAUGCGACAGUUGAAACACUUGAAACACAAUCGUCUUAAGCGACAAUAUUUCGGAAUAAUUGAAAUAAGGUUUAAAAGGCGCAGAAAUAAACACUGAUUUCAAAUAAAUGUAUAACUUUAUCGCAUAAAAAGUCGGUCAAAUCAAUUAGCCUUACAACUAUCGAUAUUAUGAAAAGGUCCAGUGUUCUGUGUCAAUCGAUCCGUAGUGAUUGGGUGCGUUUACUGAUAUCGUUCGUAAGUCGUUUGUUUUUCAUCUAUUUAUUGCCGCAAUAUAGAUAGUAGCAAUUGACGUGAUAUCCUUGGCCUUAAUGAUUGUUACUGUUUUCUAUUUAUGUUUACUGUCAACAGCAAUAUCGGCAAGCGAGGUGAAUUUCAUUCCUAUAUUUAUAACAACUCUAUUAUAAUAAUCUUUUUAUCCCAACCAAAUAUAAUCAAUAUUAAAUAUACCUACUUCAUCCAUACCUAAUGCAUAAUCGUUAUAAAAUAUUUUACCACUAUUUCAUUAAAACAAUACUUAUUUCAAUAGCAAAACUAUCAUAAUAUGAAUAACACGUAAAUGUAUAAUGUUUUUGGUAAAUAUAAACUUAAAAAUACAUUGAUCUCAACAUUUAAACAUGACAGACACGGUAAAGUGCUAAGUUUUGCAUAAUAAUGUUUCUAGUGAACAAAUCGUUAUAAAUUACAGUCAUGUAAUGAACAAUUUGGUUUAUUUUAUUAUGUUAUUUGAUGAAAGUUAAUUAAAAUUGGUUUUAAAGCCUCUAAAUAUUUCUAGAUUGUUAUUUGUAGUCUGAUGAUUGUGUUAUAGCAUAGUUAUUGAAUCAAUAAAAAUGCUUACAAGCAUAAUAUAAGGAACACUUCCACUGCUAAUACGAUUAUACAAUUAACUAUAAGACUAAAGUUUUAAAACCGCCUGAAGUAUUGAAUUCUUCAAUGUUUUUAUAGUUCAGUAAAUCAACGAUCAUUGUGUUAAUAUGACCGAAUAUAAAAUUUAAUUAUUUAAUUAUAUGCCCUGUAUAUCAAACUAUUGGUUACAUAUUAUCAAAAUAUAAUUAUAAAUGUUAUACAAAUAAAGGUGCUAUUUAAAC